AUGCCCAAAAGGCGGGGCACGCGGUUGGUAGCCCAACAGCUGCUUGAUGAUGCUGCCCAAGACAAUGAACUGGACUAUUUUGGGCAGUUCACUAAGCGGGUGAAGCCCAACAAUGAUGCAGACGGCAAAAAUGCAACGCCCAGGAAACCAUCAAAACCAGUGGAUGACCGCGCGGCAAGGAUUGCCAGGCGUGAAGCUGCUAAGCUCAGCCACGCCCUGGAAAUCCAAGAUCAAGCAGUCUCAACCCGGCGAGUGACGACGAAGCAGGCCGAGGAGGAAGAAAGUGAGGAUGAAGGCAGCGAUGCGGCCGAGGAAGAGAACGAGGAUGAUGAAGAUGACGAAGACGGUGGCCCAGAUGGUAUCGAUCAUGACCGUAUUACUCAGGCUAUGAACCAAGCACGGAAUCGGGCCAUGAAGCCGACGAUAAACGGUAUUGGCAGGCGACGGAGUGAUCAGCCGCCGGAAGUCGUGGCAUCCUCAGACGAAGGAGAGAACAGCGAAGAUGAUCUCUUCGUGUCUCAAACCCCCAAUGGUGAAGACAUCGACGCGCCACAAAACGCACACGAUAGGUCCAGGGGCAGGCCUGGUGCAAACGGGAAGGCCCCUCAGAAAACCAACCAGCGAAGCCACACGGACCAUGACAGACCGCCUCAAAAUGAUAAGGAGGAUAUCUCCUCUCAUACUGAGGACGAAAGCGAGGUCGACUCUCCAAGUGAAAUCGAGUCUGAUAUUGCUGAGGACUCGGCCUUCGUCGAAGCUCCUCAUCAAGGUGAGACACCAGUAACAGUCAAGGUCAUAAUCAACAGCAUGGGUGGCAUUUUCAAGACAUUGCAACAUCACGCGUGGACGGGAAUGUCAGGUUGGACUCGCACAUUCGAGAGCGAUAACGACGAAGGCGGCCACAAAACUUGUGAGACAGCCUCUGGUAAGGCUUUGAUGGAUGAAAUUCAAGGUCUAAACGAUGUUCUUGAUGAGGCAACCAGCCCUCCGCAGCAGCCUUUGAGUGGUGACCAUGGUUUUAUAACAACAAUUGCGUACCUCAGGGCGAACAGUGUAGACGUUCAGCAGCAUCUCGCAAGCAUAAAUCAUACCGUCGACAAGAUUUGUUCUCGAAAAUUGCUUCCAUCGCCGCCAGCCGCUGGUCAAAGAUUCGCAGCGCGAGCCAUCAAGAUGAGGCAGGCGCUGCUGAGAGAUAUUUCUCGCCGGUUGAUCCCGAUGUUGAUAAUUACCGUGAAGAAGGCAUGCGAUAUUUGUCCAUCGGAGGAUAACCGGUCCAAAACAAUAUUACAUCUCGACUGCUUCACGCUUCAGUUCUUCUUGAGACCUCUUGCUUGGGCUAAUCGACUCCACAAGGCACUCCAGAGGGGCCUUGAGCAAUGGCCUCGGAACAAUGAGUCUCAAGACGACGCAAACUAUCCCGACAAAGACGGACCAAAGGCUGAGGAGUCGGAGAGAAAAGCACGCUCUACCAUGGAGUCGCAGCUGGAUGCUCUGCAUUCCGCCUUCAAGAAAGCGGAAAGGGAUAUGCGGGACGUCGCGGCACAAGCUGAGAGGCAGGAACGCGAGGCUGAAGCCAAGCGGCGGGACCAAGAGCGGAUUUUGGAGCGGCAACGGUCGAUUGCAGCCGCGAAAGAGCGGGAAAAAGAAGAACAGAAGAGAAGAGACGAGAAAGGAUUUCAAGCUUUCGUAAAGAGCUCACAAGCCUUGAGAUCCAGACCGGAUCCUAUGAAGCAGUUGUGGGAUCAGAGCCAGCCUGCCAUGCCCGAGUCUUCCCGUGCCACUUCUACAAAGCAUGCGGCGCCGGGCUGGAGCCCAUCAGGACAAGGCCAGAGAACUGCUGGAAGACCUCGGCCUGGAGGUGGCCCUUCUAGGAACGUCCGGGUUCAGGUCAUCUCAGAUUCAGAUUCAGAUGAUCCUUUUUCGGACAAUUAUAGGCCCCCUCCGGAGACACCGGGGUCGAACAGACACCCCUCCAGCAACCGUCGCCCACAAGACCUUUCGCCCGGCGUGGGUAGUUCACGACGAGCGUCUCAGGCGAGCAGGCCAUGGUCUAUUCAGGAAGAGAAAGCCAUGAUUCGGGCGAUCCGAUACAAGAAGAACUAUAAUGUGGUAUCAAUGGCACAAAAACUACGACGUUCGCAGGACGAUGUUGCGAGAAAAGCAGCGUUUCUGAAGCAGGGCUACCGUGAAGCCUACAUCCAGAAAGGCGUCGAGAUCCCAACCUGGGCUCUGUAA
This is a messenger RNA of Diaporthe amygdali, 2235 nucleotides long. RefSeq lists its product as uncharacterized. The transcript has a single exon. Bases 1 to 2235 code for a protein of 744 amino acids. The record is from RefSeq and is a predicted model, not a curated record. NCBI's taxonomy places the organism in Eukaryota, Fungi, Ascomycota, Sordariomycetes, Diaporthales, Diaporthaceae.